Molecule: messenger RNA, 8985 nt
Organism: Anarrhichthys ocellatus (wolf-eel)
Lineage: Eukaryota; Metazoa; Chordata; Actinopteri; Perciformes; Anarhichadidae
Product: protein 4.1-like
Exons: 16
Coding region: 1-2256 (751 amino acids)
Biological process (GO): cortical actin cytoskeleton organization; actomyosin structure organization
Cellular component (GO): plasma membrane; cytoskeleton
Molecular function (GO): structural molecule activity; actin binding
Source: RefSeq, a predicted model, not a curated record
AUGACAACAGACGAGGCGGAGAGUCACCAGAAGAAGCCGAGGCAGCAGGAGGAAGCGGGCCAGGACGCCAGACCGCCCUCACCGGAGAAGGAGCAGCUCCGGCCUCGCAACCGCAACUCUGCUGGUCGAGGCCUCUCCCGCCUCUUCUCCUCCUUCCUGAAGAGGCGCUCGCAGUGUGAGAGUGAGGCGGGAGAGAAGGACGGCAAGGAAGAAGAAGAAGCUAAAGCCCCCAUCGCUGACCCUGAACCUGAACUGAGGACCGAGGGAGAGGUGGCCCUGGACCAGCACUCGGUGAGCAGUGCUGAGGCUCAGGCUGUCCAGGUAGAGAACAAAGAAGCUGAAGAGGAGGAGGGUGGAAAGGACAAAGACAACGACAAGGAGAAAAUAGAGGAGGCUGCCCUGGAGAAGGAGGAUAAGGACAAGGAGAAGGAGGAGGAGAAGGAGUCUGGCCCUGAAGGAGGCAGUCAGAGAGAGGAGGAGGAGAAGAUGACAGAGGAGGAGUCCAAAGCUCCCAGAGCUCCACACCGACCCAAGACCAUGCAGAUCAGAGUCACCCUGCUGGAUGACACUCUCUAUGAGUGUGAGCUGGAUAAACACGCAAAAGGUCAGGAGCUCUUCAUGAAGGUCUGUGACCACCUCAACCUGCUGGAGAAAGACUACUAUGGCCUGGUCAUCUUUGAGAUGGCCACCAUGAAGACUUGGAUGGACCUAACCAAGGAGAUCCGCAGGCAGGUACAAGGUACCAACUAUAAUUUCACCUUUAAUGUGAAAUUCUAUCCACCAGACCCAGCCCAACUGUCUGAAGACAUAACAAGGUAUUACCUGUGUCUCCAGCUGCGGAAGGACAUCCUGCAGGGCCGCCUUCCCUGCUCCUUUGUCACCCUGUCCCUGCUGGGCUCCUACGCCCUGCAGUCGGAGCUGGGCGAGUACGACCCUGAGGUUCACAGCAACGAAUACACUAAGGAUAUGAAAAUGGCCCAGGGUCAGACCAAGGAGCUGGAAGACAAAAUGAUGGAGCUUCACCGCACAUACAGGUCAAUGAGUCCUGCCCAGGCAGACCUGAUGUUCCUGGAGAAUGCCAAGAAACUCUCCAUGUACGGAGUGGACCUCCACCAGGCCAAGGAUCUGGAUGGUGUUGACAUCAUGCUGGGGGUUUGCUCCAGUGGUCUGAUGGUUUACAAAGAUAAACUGAGGAUCAACCGUUUCCCCUGGCCCAAAGUCCUCAAGGUCUCCUACAAACGCAGCAGCUUCUUCAUCAAAAUAAGACCGUCAGAGGUGGAACAUUAUGAGAGUGCAAUUGGCUUCAAACUACCCAAUUACAAGGCGGCCAAGAAGCUGUGGAAAGUGUGUGUGGAACAUCACACCUUCUUCAGGCUGACUUCCACUGAGAUGGCCACCACUCCCAGGACGUUCCUGGCGUUGGGCUCUAAGUUUCGCUACAGCGGUCGGACUCAGGCUGAGACCAGACAGGCAAGCUCUCUGAUCGACAGACCAGCUCCUCUGUUCCAGCGCUCCUCUAGCAAGAGGAACUCUCGCAGCUUGGAUGGAGCCAUGGCAUCCACUCCCGACAAUAAAUCCACUCGUCCAGUCAGCGCCCCCGUUAUGUCACCGGUGUCUCCUGGGGAGGCAGCUCCCUCAACACUGCUACCCACCCUGCUUCGCUCUGACCACCACCACUCUACACCCAGAGGCCAUCGCUCUGCAGACAGGAAAGUAGAAGUGAAGGCAGAGGGUCAGCCAGCAGAGUACACCAAGAGACACAGCCCCAGACCAGAGUGCACUCCAGAAAUCAAGUCAGUGGCCAGGAGAGAGCGGAGGCACUCGCCCUCUGUGACCACCGCCAAUGGAGAGAGAGAGAAAAAGAGCCAGCACUCUCCUCAGGACAAAGCAAAGAUGGAGAUGGUGCGAGUGAGGAAGAAAAGAGCAAAGAAACUUGAGGGUGAAACUAUUUAUAUCAGACAUAGCAAUUUAAUGUUGGAGGACCUGGAUAAGACCCAGACUGGGAUCAUGCGACACCACACUAGCAUCAGUGAGCUGAAGAGGAGUUUCAUGGAGUCGGUGCCGGAGCCUCGGCCCAGUGAGUGGGACAAGCGUCUGUCCACCAACUCGCCUUUCCGCACAGCGAGCAUCAACGGCCAGCUGCAACCAGCGAGAAGUCCCGGUGGCCGGAACAUCCCAUUUGUUUUAAGAGAAAGUCUGCUGAUUUUUACUGAGUGGCUCGAUCUGUAUAAUGUGAACCGUAAAUUAAACAGUUAAUUGGUUAAAUUGAUCCAUACAAUUUUAUAUUUUCCAUGAUUUUAUCAUUUCUUAGACAAUAACAUGUCCACCCUAGAGAUACCAAUCUAAAUACAGUGCCUUCAAAGCAGUGCUGGUAAAUGAUCCUCGAUGUACCUUUAAGAGAUAAUGGUGAGCUCUAUGACUCAUUACAUUACAUUCUCAGAUGCUUUUGCCCAAAGCCAUGAAUGCAAUGAGUGCAUUCAACUCAAUUGGAACAAUAAUUAUUAUUAAAACAAACAACCCCUUUUGCCCAGAGCCCCAGGAAGCAACCCGUAUUUGUGAGCUGAAACACCGCAGCCCCCUAUAGGUUUACUGUGGGUCUGUAAGAUGUUUGUGAACAUUUGAUUAAAGCCCCUCAACAAGUCAAUUACAUGGCUCAAAAGUCAUUUUACAAGAGGCCUUUUCAUGGAAGAUAUUUUAUAUGUCACAGGAAAAGCCAAGGUAUAAAUAAUCAAAUCAAUGAAUUCCAUUCAGCUGCUUCAUUUCCAGGGUCCUGCUAUCGUGCAUGCUGCCUUACUGUCACCCUGUCAUGACUUACUGGGACACUUGAAUAGAACAGAGACAUUUUAAAUGUUAUUAGCACCUGUGCUUUUCUUACCAUGACAAGUGAAAACGUCUGCUGUGAAAAAAGCCAAGCUGUUCACCGAAGCUCCACACAAACAGAUGUUGACAUCUGGGGAGAAGGCCUUUAAUCACACAUGUAUAAUAGACACUAUGUAACCAUAGUAUCAAAUGAAAUAUCAAGGUAUUUCAAUUUGAACCCAGGGUCCUUCUAUAAGACAGGACCCCAAGAUUUGUUAAAGUGCAUAUUACACUCAAGGUCUGGGGCCUUGCUUGCUUUGUAGGAGUCAUACUGUAUAUUCUAUUAUAUGUAUAUAUCCACUAUUUUAAAUCUUCAUUUUUCUAUGGGAGGAUUUUAUUGACAAGACACAUACAAAUGUGUAGCAACGGACAUAAACAUAUUGAUGUUGUCCAUGAAGAAUACUGCAGGUGUCCACAAUGCACUUCAUCAUCUAGAACGACACUGAUCCUCCACUGGGGAGUGCUGUUGGCUUUCUCCAUAUCAUUCCACUGCUUGAGCAUGACUGUAACUGCAGUUACAGAGGAACAAGACACUUUCACAGAAUUUGCUGCUGAGAAGAUGGCAUGUGUGUGUAUAUGUGUGUGCAGGGGACGAUGUCCACAGUACCUGUGUACAGAGUAGUUGGUGGCGUGUAUGAGGUAAACUUGAUUGUGCAGCUUUCUGUCAGGCUGCUGUAGAUCAACACUGUCCAGCGUUUCUUUGAGCAAUAAGAAAUGGCACCUGGAGGCCGUGGCCAGCUGUUACCGAGCAGCUCUCUAACUUCACCAGAUUGGGCUUGGCUACAUCCCAAAGGGUUCAGUAUGCUUCAAACCAACGAGUUUACAUAGUGUUGUCAGAACAUAUCUAAAGGCAUACUUGUUCUCGGAUGGCAACACUUUCACAUUCCACGGUGUAAAGCUUUCAGGCACAGAGAGGGACAAGAUGUGAUGAAACGUACAAAUGGGGACACUUUGGGACGUUUGUGUUGUACUCGGCUGUUUACAUGAAAAGUGACGGAAAUAGUUGUGUGAGAAUUGAAAAAAGAGCUUGUAAUGAAUUCAAAAUUGAUUACUGAUUCACUUUGUGAAGUGAGCGGAUUGUCAGUUUGGAUGCACAAAGACAGCAUCAGAAAGGUGUUUUAGCACUGUUCAACCAUCUGACAACCACUUUGUUUGAAGCAUACUGGCACCUUGUGUCCUGGAUCCCAUCCCCUUUGACCCUAACAUCGCCACCUUCGCUCUAUGAAUGGCUGCUGCAAGCUUUGUCAUCUUGCUUGAUCUGCCAAUGGCUGGAUUAAUCAUGCUAUGUAUUUGCAUGACAUGAUCAGUGAAAUACUGAUGAGCAAAAGAACACAAGAAAACUAAAGCUAAAAAACAAUGAUUAGUGGCCAGAGAACUGACCCUCCUCCUCCCCUCCUCCUCCUCAUCUGUCUCACCCUCCAAUCCUCCCUCUAUCUAUCCAUCCCUGGAUGUCUUUAUGUGUUAUUCUGUGUCUCUGUCUUGUACCUCUGCCACCCCUGUCCUCAUCUUCUUUCCCUUCCCCGUUAAAGUCUGGGCCGGUUUCUCCAGUCAAAUCCCCACCAACUCCAUCCUCUUCCCCACAACCCUCCUGCGUGUUCAGACAAUGACACUGAAGGUCAGAGUGGAUCUCAGACCUCUGAUCUGCUGGUGUUUCCCUCUGGCUCUCGGCUGUCCUCUACCCACAACUUAAAGGCACAGUUUCUAUUCCAGACAUGAGGUCCUGCACAAUAAUCACAUAUUCAUUUUAGAUACUCAAGAAUCCAGCCAUAACAGCAAUUUUUUGCUGAAAGCCUAAGGCAUCAUUUUAGUAAUUUUACAUUAUUGCUGCACGCUAGGAAUUAGGAUGACAUAAAAUGGAAGAAUAGAAAGAGUCUCCAUUGCAUCAUCAUCCACCGGUUUCUUCCAGAUUUUCCCUAAGCUGUUAGAUUCUUACAGGGCUAAACACAGAUCUUGCCUUGUGUGCAGUACCACAUCACCCCUAUUGUGAGCAGUGCACAAUUACCUUAAUUGAAACGUGUUUCAUGGCAAGCGCUUCCAGAGUUCCUGUCAUCUGAGAUGCCAAGAUAAUUGACAGCCUGUUGGUGCAUUCUAAAGGUUUUUCUGUGUUUCUUCCUUCCUUUUGCCAUUUAAGACUUUGCAUUGCCAAAAUGCCAUGCACUAGCUAUUUAGCAAUUUAGCUAUUUAGCUGGCAGGGAGAGCCUUUCCUAUUCCCAUCAUUGAGCAGAUUUAUGUAUUAACCCUCAGUGCGCUCUCUUCCCCUCCUUCCUUCCUUCCUUCCUUCCUUCCUUCCUUCCCCUUGUGACGCUGCUGCUCUGUUAAAGGUGCAGCCUGAUUAGAGCCCUUCUGUCAUCUUUUUACAAACUAUGGAAUCCUGUCAGAGUAACUACUGAUUGGGUUUGAAUGUUUAAUGAACAUUUGAUAUCCUGUGUUUUCAGCUAUGUUGCCAAUAAUACAUCAGUUAAUAGUCCUCCAUCUGCAAAUAUUCUCUUGCUUAUUAACAGUAGAAAUAUUAUGAAUAAAUUCUUAAAAUACCAAUAGUAAUCCAUGCUUCACUAAGCCCCACUCCCCUUAGUUACUGUUGCUACCUCUGUCAAGCUCUCCAUUCUAGCGCUGCUUGUACGCCGUUUACAAAGAUAACAUGCAGAUUCGCCACUUCUAGCAGUUGCGUUCUUGAUUUCACACAGAGGUAGGCCAAAGUAGGUUUCUCAUUUUUAGUCAUGACUAUAGAUUUUGCCGCCGGAAAAGACAAGUAUAGGUAUUAGAUGUUACUAGUUAUCAGCUCUAGUGAGCUACCUAAUUAACUUUAACUGUGAGUUUGUUUAAAAAAGCCACCUUCAGGAGGCCUUUAAAUGUUCUUUGGCUGACUCAAAAAUCAAAAUGAGAACCCUGCAAAAGGUUCUUCAAUAUGCAUUUGAUGUUCACGGUAUGCCAACUCAGUGCCAUGUGAUGAUGCAAAAUAUCAAAUGGAACCACCUGUAGCCACUGCAACUUUGCUUGAAUCUGUAUUGCCUGUACAUUGCAGUGCCUUGAAGCUGUUGAAUGCAUUCAAAUUUUCCAAUUCUAGAAAAUGCAUCCUUCAGGCAAAUUGGAUGGCAUCAUUGUAACACAGCUAACAAUCUAACUGUUGACGACUAAACACAAUUCAUAUACAGCAACCAGCUAUAACUAACCGUUGGCUACCUAACUGGCUAGUAACAGAAUAUCUCUGCUAAAACACUCCAGCUCACAGGAUCAUUUCUCUUAUGUGUUAUGGUAAUCUUUUUGCAAAAGAGUCAAGAAAAGGCGAUUUUCUUCUUUAGUGAUACCAUCCAACAAGAGCAGAGAUACUACAACGAAAAUGCAUAAAGGUGAGGUUUGAAAACAACCUGCUGCAUGUAAAAAAAAAACCUAUAGCCAGAGUUAUCUGGGCCUGUAGUCGUAGAAACUUAAAAGGAUAAGUUCAGUUUCUUACAAUUACUAACUCAACAAGUGAAAUGGUGAGACCUACGAAAAGGGCAACAUCACUAAAAUGAAGUCUAAAGCUGAAAACACACUGCCGCCUUAGCACCAUCGUGCUGUGCUGCAGCUUGUCAACAGAAGACCAUACUCAGCGCAGGAAAUACCAUGCCAAACGCAUGGUAUUUAACUUUAUUAAUAACAGUCAAAAAGACAAUAAAAUGGCAUGGGUGAGUUACCUAUUCUACAAAUGUAUAAAUGUAUAAUCUGAGCAGUAAGAUCAUGUUUUGAAAGCAGCAGAUCAACCAACAUACUUGGUGGGCUACCAUAUACCAAUUUCACUAUUUGUUUUCCGACAUAUAGCCUAAACUUAAACUAUGAUAACCAUCUUAUUCCAAAGCUUCUACGGCAGCCUGGAUCUACAAGCAGGGAACAAGUGGGUUUUUUCAGGGCUGGUGAGGCUGGAAACAAGCCAGCGGCAUUAUUAAUGCCGCAGGGUGGUGUGGGGGGGUCAUACAUAGAAAAUAAUAGCAGUAGCUGUUUUGACACGCUGUUCGGCGGUGGUGUAUUUUGGCUUUAACAAGUCAAGAAAUACAAGCUGUCGGAUGACCAGACAGGUUGGAAAUAAGCAUUUGAGUUUGAUCUUACUUAGAUUAAGGCUUCCCAAACUUGUCUGUUCAUGUUUUUCUGUCAGACAACACUGUCGCGGAUUUUAGUUAUAGACCCAAAUGCAGAUAGACUAGGGAAGUAGAUUUACGUGACGAGGUAUUUUCAGGGAUAUUAGGUGGUGAUAAUGUCAGGGGUCAUAUGGAGCAGCGGAGACUGAGGGUAAGAGGGCGAUGGUGGGUGAUUAAGCAGAACAGGCAAAGUGAAGGGUGAGCGUGGCAGUUGUGGGAGGAGCUGGUGAGACAGGCUGGUAAACCGGAGGAGAUGAUCCUGGAGGCACAGGGAGAACAGGUAAAUACAGGCAAGGGAUAAUAGUAGGAAUGAACUCAGAAUACACUGAGCGGCCCAGAAUGACUAAACUACCACUGUGGUUGCAACAAGGAUCUGAUGAUGAGUGGAUGGAAAGCCGGGGUAGAUAUACUGCUGAGUUGAUAAGAUGGCAGUUGGGCAGACUGGACAGGUGAUGUUAAUGAGCCGUAAUCAAGAGGGAGCCGGGAGGAGAAAAGGUAGGAGCCACGCCCACACCACACACAGAGACAGACUGAGGAAAUACAAGGGACACAGGGGUAGAGGGAAACACAAGAGGCACGACCUGGCCGUGAUAAACACCACAAACAAUUUAAUUUUGAGGUUGUGGGACAUCUUGCAAAACCAUGUUCCCUCUAUGCUACAUACCCCCCAGAGCCUCCCUUUCAUGUACCUUCCCUACAACAUCCUCUUCCUCCAUGCCCUCAUCCUUCUGUCAGUUGACCAUAUCCCACUUGUCUGUUCAUUGUUAUCUGUCUCUCUUGGUCUGCCGCUGCUGAGCACAGCGAGGGAGGCAGACUCUGUUUGGACACAAGGUAAGAGCAUGUAGUUUGUCCCCAGCGCCAGUGGGACCACCGGCGUACAGACAUGGCUGCCUGCUGGAAGACUAUGAGGACAGUGAGGUUGGUUGGGUUGAUGAUGAGGAGGAAGAGGAUGAAGAACAAGCUCAUGGUCACGCACUAAAGGUGGCUAUCAAUGUGCCAGAUGAGGGGAGGAGCUUGGUUAACCCAAGUGAGCUAAACCCAGCCAGGCUCAAGCAUUCCCGGAUGUCUUUCUUUCUGUCAGGGCUGCUGGUGAUGGCCCUGACCAUGCUGUGGCUAGCCUUCAUUUAAAAAGACAUAAAUAUGGAGAUCCCUCAACAUUUAAUCCUGCAAGGUGCUUCAUUCAUGUACUGUUUUGUCCCUCCAUGUGUUCUAUACUUCCCAUGCUCCUCAGUUAAGCUUAAAAUGGCAAGACUCCCAAGAAAUGUUUGUCUUUAAAGCGAGCCCAUGUACCUUUUGCUGAACUGUGGCUACAAGUGGCAAUUGGCCCUUGCUAAGCUCCGUCCCAGCUUAGUUACUGUUGCUAAGCCUAUCAAGCUUUCUACAUUGAUAAUGGUGGCAGAUUUAUCAGUGACAAUUUGUGGUCAUUUUUGAGACAGCGGGUCCAUUACGACUUGCAAAAUAGUCCAUUUUAACCAAAACCAUUGAUUGACUGAAAUAACUCUCCCACACAGCUAGCCUACUAAUUAACUUUACCCGAGGUGGUUAGGAUUGAGUCUACUGCUGACUUCUAUUUGACCAAGAAUACCAACAUACACAAUACUUAUCAUGCUAUAAUCCUGAGGCUAAAGCUACACAACCCAGGCAAAAAGUCAGUGUCGUAACCAGUCAUUGAACUUAAUGACCAUGUAAAAGACAAAUGACUUUCCUUGCUGUUAUGGGAUAGCUAGUUGCCAUAGCAAUUCCGUACAGCAUGAUAGGUUCAAAUAAACAAAGUUGCUCCAACAUAACCCUGUUCAGAUGCUUGCUAGAGAAGAAGGUAUUGGACAAGCAACAGAGGUUUGAUUUAUGUUACAAGAGGAAAGGCUUUUGGAGGUGGAAAUUAUGAAUCACUUGGCUGGUUUGACUCGUUUUGUUCAGGUCGGUUUAAAAAUUCGUAGUGACUGACCGUAUAGUUUGUUCACUUUUUUCCUAAACUAAAGUUUAUACUCGGCGUAGUGAAGCACACGCCAGAAAA